AUGGAGCAUAUGCGACAACAGAUAAUCGAUGAAAUACCAUCACAUGCAUCAUUUUUUACGAUUUUAGCCGAUGAAGCAUCUGACGUUUCCAACACUGAACAGCUCUCUUUAUCAAUUCGAUUUGUUGAUGAAAACUGUAACAUACAUGAAGAAUUUCUUGGAUUUUUAUCUUGCGAACGGACAACAGGUGAAGCUUUGGCAAAGCUGAUCUACGAACAUUGGUCAUUAGAUAUAAAAAACUGUAGGGGGCAAGGCUAUGACGGCACAGCAUGCAUGCCGUCAUCUCUGAGGGGUACUCAGGCUUUUAUCAAGGAAAAAAGCUCCAAAGCAGUCUUUACCCACUGCAAUGCACAUUGCCUAAAUCUAGUAAUUGUUCAUUCGUGUGAGAUUCAAAUGAUCAGAAACAUGAUAGGAACUUUAAAUGAAAUUUGCCUUUUCUUCAAAUACUCGCCCAAAAGAAACCUAUUGUUACAGGCGGUCAUUAACAACGUGCGUCCAGAAACAAGAAGGAGUAACCUUAUAAGUCUUUGUAAGACUCGAUGGGUGGAGAGACAUGAGGCUUUUGAGGUAUUUUAUAGCCUUUACAAAGCAGUUGUUAAGACAGUAGAAGUAAUUACCAAUGAACGUCUCUACGCCGAAGACUAUGGCACAUGGCAAUGGGACCAGGAAACGCGCACCAAAGCAAAUGGGUUUUUGACCGCAAUAACUCAAUUUCAAUUUAUUGUAACAAUGAUCACGUACUAUCAACGGUCAUUGUGCAUCCCUUUGAUGGAUCACCUCAUAGUUUAUAUGAACAACUACUUCAUCGCCGAGCAGAUUAAUGUCUCCAAGCUUAUGGUCCUGAUACCUGAAGUUCUUUUAAACACCAAGGAAACACUUGACGAAUCAAUUGAAUUCUACCAAGAAGAUCUUGUUUCACCAGAUAUCAUCGACGUCGAGCUUGCUCGAUGGAAAAAUAAGUGGUCAAAUGUAGAGGAAUAA
Exaiptasia diaphana is the source of this 981-nucleotide messenger RNA. RefSeq names its product 52 kDa repressor of the inhibitor of the protein kinase. Bases 1 to 981 code for a protein of 326 amino acids. Lineage: Eukaryota; Metazoa; Cnidaria; Anthozoa; Actiniaria; Aiptasiidae. The record is from RefSeq and is a predicted model, not a curated record. The transcript has 2 exons.